GCUCGCAAGUGAAAGAAGAUGUACUCUCGGUGCAUAUUUUGGAUUUGCAUUUAUAGAAUGUAAGAAAAUGAUCGAGAAAGUUGAUGAAAAUGAUGUGGUUGUCACAAUUGGAGUUUGUGCGAUGGCGAAAAAGGCUAUGUCAAAGCCAAUGAAGGAAAUUUUGAGGAGAAUGGACAAGUUUCAACAUAUUCAGAUUAUUAUUUUCGAUGAGAAAGUAAUACUAGACUCACCCAUCGAAUGUUGGCCUAUAUGUGACGCACUUGUCAGUUUUUACUCCGAAGGGUUUCCUCUUGAAAAGCUAUCGCCUACUCGAAACUUCGAAAGCCAUAUCUUGUUAAUGAUUUGGAGUCACAGUAUAUCUUGAUGGAUAGGAGGCGAGUUUAUGAACGUUUGACGAGAGAAGGUGUUCCAGUCCCAAGAUAUGCUUUUGUUGACAGAACUGUAGAUAAGCCUGCUAAGGUUGUUGAACUAGAUGACUCUAUAGAGAUAAAUGGCGAGGUUUUCCACAAACCAUUCGUUGAAAAACCUUUGGAUGCAGAAGACCAUAAUGUGUAUAUAUACUUUCCUAGUAGUGCCGGAGGUGGUAGUCAACGUCUUUUUCGAAAAGUUGGAAAUCGUAGCAGCAAGUACUUCUCACAUAGUAAUAUACGAAAAAAUGGAUCAUAUAUGUAUGAAGAAUUUAUGCCAACAGAUGGUACUGAUGUAAAGGUUUAUACAGUUGCAGAUGACUAUGCUCAUGCUGAGGCUCGAAAGUCACCUGCUUUAGAUGGCAAAGUGGAGCGUGAUCACGAGGGCAAGGAAGUUCGUUAUCCUGUUAUCUUAACACCUAGGGAGAAAAUUAUUGCCAAAAAAGUGGCGAAAGCUGUACGUCAACAGAUUUGCGGAUUUGAUCUACUUCGAGCUAAUGGCAUGUCGUAUGUUUGUGACGUAAAUGGCUUUUCCUUUGUAAAAUCCUCUAAGAAGUACUAUGAUGAUUGCAGUCACAUCUUAGGUGUACUAAUUACACGUAAAAUUGCUCCACGUUUGUGUCUUCCAGCCUAUUUACCACCAGGUACGGAUGUCGACACACCGCUAGUACCAACAACCUGUGGAACUAUAAUGGAACUUCGCUGUGUCAUCGCAGUUAUUCGUCAUGGCGACAGAACACCGAAACAGAAAAUGAAAAUGGAAGUUUGUCAUGAAAAGUUUUUCUCCUUUUUCACUAAAUACGCUGGUGGUUGGGCUCAUGAAUUAAAAAUUAAGCGUCCUACUCAGUUACAAGAGGUCUUGGAUAUCGUGCGGUCCAUUUUGGAUGAAAUUGAUUCUGGUCAUUGUACUGAUAACCGUCUUCUUAGAAUCAAGCCAAAGUUUGAACAACUUAAAUAUGUUUUGGAAAUGUAUGGAUCGUUUAGUGGAAUAAAUCGCAAAAUUCAGUUAAAAUAUCAGCCACAUGGACUGGGUAAAGGAUCAAAGAUAGGUUAUUGCAGUGGAGCUUUGGCAUCAUGUGACACUGCUGAUGGAGCAUGCAGUGCCCAACCCACUUUGUUGGUUGUAGCAAAAUGGGGUGGAGAGUUAACAGCUGCGGGCAAACAACAAGCAGAAACUUUGGGCAAAGCUUUUCGUUGCAUUUAUCCAGGUGGAGAUGGCCAUUAUGGUAAAGAUCCUGGACUCGGUUUGUUGCGUUUGCACAGUACAUAUCGACACGAUCUAAAGAUAUACGCAUCUGAUGAAGGUCGAGUUCAAAUGACAGCAGCAGCUUUUGCUAAGGGCUUCCUGGCAUUAGAAGGUGAACUACCUCCGAUACUUGUUCAGAUGGUCAAAUCAGCUAACACAAAUGGUCUUCUAGAUAAUGACAAUGAUUGUCGUCAUUACCAACAGAUGGUGAAACGCCGAAUCAAUGAAGUAAUGUCGAAAGACAGUGAUUUCACAGCUGAGGAUAUUGCCACUCUUGUACCUACUGGCGCACGUUCUAUAGUGAAUGCAAUGCAUUAUGUAGACAAUCCACAUAGAGCAUGUGAUAGAUUGUUUGAACAUGUCCGUUUGUUAUCUAAUCGUCUUGCAUGGCUCUCACGAAGUGCCAAGGAACGAAGUCGAAUACACCUGUAUCAAGGUGAAAGCUGGGACUUGCUGCUACGGCGUUGGGGAAAGCUUUUGAAAGAUUUCCGAUCUCCUGAGGGUGAAUAUGAUCUAUCGAAAAUUUCAGAUAUAUAUGACAAUAUAAAAUAUGAUUUGCAACAUAAUUCUGGUAUUUUGUUAGAGUCUGAAGUACAAGAUUUUUUCAUGUGUGCCAAGUCACUGGCUGAUAUUAUUGUUCCACAGGAGUACGGUAUAACUGCAGAAGAAAAACUCGUGAUUGGUCAACGUAUUUGUACUCCACUUAUGCGAAAAAUCCUUUCCGAUGCGCGUUACACUGACGUCGAUGAAUGCACACGAUUGCAUGCUGGUCCAUCUUUCUCAUUACUUCUGUUGAAGUUGUACACAGUUUUUUUCUUUCUUGUAACGAAAAUAAAUUGA
Messenger RNA from Heterobilharzia americana, 2493 nucleotides. The record is from the annotation of a GenBank genome assembly. Lineage: Eukaryota; Metazoa; Platyhelminthes; Trematoda; Strigeidida; Schistosomatidae.